This is a messenger RNA of Panthera uncia (snow leopard), 5002 nucleotides long. RefSeq names its product syntaxin-16. Gene Ontology annotation, molecular function: SNAP receptor activity; SNARE binding. Gene Ontology annotation, biological process: intracellular protein transport; vesicle fusion; vesicle-mediated transport. Lineage: Eukaryota; Metazoa; Chordata; Mammalia; Carnivora; Felidae. Bases 1190 to 2011 code for a protein of 273 amino acids. Gene Ontology annotation, cellular component: endomembrane system; membrane; SNARE complex. The record is from RefSeq and is a predicted model, not a curated record. The transcript is spliced from 7 exons.
GCUGCGAGAUGCCAAUUUGCUUGUAGGAAUUUUUCUGUAAACGGUUUAGCAUAGAAGAAUUAGGAUAGAAGAAUUCUUUGUAGGUUUUUGCUUAUGUCACAUUUUUUCCCUUUAUCUGUUGAUUUUUAAAUUUUGUCUUGUUUCUUUAUUAGAAAAGCAAACAAGUAUUUGCUGAAUGAAUGAAAGCAUAACUUUAGGUACAUGCAAGGAAGGGGGGAGAGAAAAGCAACAUAAAUUCUUCACCCAAUUCCACAGUAUGGUUUAGGGCAUUUACAAAGUAUUACCUGUAAAAGACUUUUAUAUUACUGUUUUCCAUUAUUUUUCAAUCAUCAUCUGGAUCUUUGGAAACUGGCAUUUAUAAAUUCUGAACUCCGGAGGGCACCUCCAGAUGGCUCUCAACCCGUUCACUGCCUCAAGGCAGGCCAGCGGCUUAACUCAGCCAGGCCUGGCCUUCCCUCCCCGGGUCUUCGGGGUUUUCGAAGCCGGUGUCUGAGACCCGGGAAAAGGACCAGAGCUCUGGGUAUCAUUUCAAAACAAGUGAAAACACCGCGUGUGGACCCUGAACUGAAGAAAGGAGGCGACGGGCAGACUCGCGUUGAGAUUUUUGAGGGUUGCUUUUGCAUGGCGGGUGAUUCGCCGAUCGUUUCAGGCAGUUCUUUGAUACAUUUUAUCACAUGGUUAAUGACCUUGUGACCAAGGUGACUGGCUCAGUCCCGUUUCCAAAAGAAGCGAAACGUGUGUAAGUAAACCUUGCUCCUACUGAACACUUUGUGUGAGUUCCGUUUGUAGCCUCGUUUAUUUUUUUUUUUUAACUUGUAUCCGCUCGCAUUAAUUGUCGAGGUUCAUGCCAUCCUGUCCGUACGUAGUACUGGUAAUGAGAGGUCUUUGUGUUAAGGCUCUUCUGUUGAUUUUUUUUUAUUACAUCUCUAUAGCCAGAUCAAGUCAAAUUCAUGUUCACAAGUAUGUCCGAGAAAAUUAAGAACUGGUGCAUGAAAAGAUAGGAAAACAAUCCCAAAUGCUAGCAGUACCAAAGCAAGCUUGUGACACAGGCAAGUGCACUUACUCCUACAUUUCUUGGUCUUCUCAGGGAGUGACAUUUAAAAGGGUGUGAGAGUGUGCUUAUCAAAAUGGAACCUGAGUAACUUUUUUCCCAUGUCCCUUUCUCUCCCUGUAGCUUGCCGACGACCGUAUGGCUCUGGUGUCGGGCAUUAGCUUAGAUCCAGAAGCAGCAGUCGGCGUGACAAAGCGGUCGCCCCCUAAAUGGGUGGACGGAGUGGACGAAAUACAGUACGACGUUGGCCGCAUCAAACAGAAAAUGAAGGAAUUAGCCAGCCUUCACGACCAGCAUUUAAACAGGCCCACCCUGGAUGACAGCAGUGAGCAGGAACACGCCAUUGAAAUCACCGCCCAAGAGAUCACUCAGCUCUUCCACAGGUGCCAGCGCGCCGUGCAGGCUCUGCCCGGCCGGGCCCGCAGGGCCCGCUCCGACCAGGAGGAGCGGCUCCUUCGCAACGUCGUGGCCUCCCUGGCCCAGGCCCUGCAGGAGCUGUCGGCCAGCUUCCGGCACGCGCAGUCGGGCUACCUCAGACGCAUGAAGAACCGAGAGGAAAGAUCCCAGCAUUUUUUUGAUACAGCAGUGCCACUAAUGGAUGAUGGAGACGAUAAUACUCUCUAUGACCGGGGUUUCACAGAUGACCAGUUACUGCUGGUGGAACAGAACACGCUGAUGGUGGAGGAGAGGGAGCGGGAGAUACGCCAGAUCGUGCAAUCCAUUUCGGACCUGAAUGAAAUCUUUAGGGACUUAGGAGCGAUGAUCGUGGAGCAGGGUACAGUCCUUGAUAGAAUUGACUAUAAUGUCGAGCAGUCCUGCAUCAAAACCAAAGACGGCCUGAAGCAGCUUCACAAGGCAGAGCAGUAUCAGAAGAAGAAUCGGAAGAUGCUUGUGAUUUUAAUAUUAUUUGUCAUCAUCAUUGUCCUCAUUGUUGUCCUGAUCAGCGUGAAGUCUCGCUAGGCGGCCGUGCGGCCACGUGGGCCACCCGUGUGCGCUCCCGGGCGCGAGGGGCUCGGCCGCCCUGCGGGCACAGCGGAGGCGCGGGCUGCGGACCCCGUGGGGGCGGCGAGCGCCUGCCUGGACCCCUCGUCACGGUCGUGCUCCAGCAGGGGGAUGAGCUGCUGUUUCUCCUUCAUUGUCAAGAAUUUAAGGACCUUUGAUGCUGCUGCAGAAUAGAGAUUGAGUUCUGUCAUCAGUUAUAAUAUAUAUUUUUUUUAGAAAGAGAAAAUGAGUUGAAUGUUUACAGGCACUCCGCAAGCUGUUCGAUGUUGUAUGUGCAUAUGCUAUUUUUUUAGCAGUCAUGUCUGAGCAGCAUGUAAAAAUAAUUUUUGGAAACGUUUUUUAAAAACCAUCUGGUUUUUAAGAAAUUUGGUACCAAAAAUUUAUGAGUAGAGGCAAAAAUGCCUCUUCAUCUUUCUCUGUAUAUUUUCCAGUUGAAAACAAACUGAGAAGUCCUUUAAGAAUUUAUAAUCCGUUCCCCAUUAACUUAAUUUAGCUUUUCCAUCACUGUUAAUGAUCAGAGUAACAAAGUGUGAAAAAUAAGAAACCAUCAUUGAUGUUAAUUAACACAUUUAGAUGGGCCAGUUAAAACAGCUUCAUAAGUUUAAAUUAAUCGUAAAUGGACUAUUCCUCAUUUAGAGUCUGUGCACUGCAUUUUCUACUGUAAACCAAAAGGGGUUACCAAACAAAACCACCUAAAUUUAAAAGUUGGUGAUUUGAAGCAACCUCACCUGAAAACAUGAAAAAGGGAAGCUUGGCCGUGUCAUGAAAGUCGCCAGAAUCAGCCAGUGUGCCCCUGUCCUCGUCCCCAGCCAUCCUUGCUCAAUCCAUUACUUAUGCACUAACUACAUAAUGACCUGUUCAAACUAGCCACCAUUUAAUGAACUGUGAAUUUACACAGAGGCCAUUCUAAAUGGGUCACCCCAUUUAGGAUUAGCGGAUCUCAAAUUAUUAACCAAACAUCACUCCAUUUCAAAGUAAAAUAUUCCACCAGGGGUAUGAUUUAUCGGCUCUUGCGUUGCUACUUAACAUGCCCAGAAAGUAAGCACGUUCCGACAGAUGGUGAAAAUCUUGAUUAGAAGUCCCUCAUUCGUGCGAGCAUGAAUCAGAUCGCCCGAGUGGGACUUUGCCGUUUUCUUACCUAUUAUCACUAUGGUGCUCGAAUAUAUUCCCGGAACUGUAGAACAAUGUGGAAAGCGAUGAUAGCUUUGAAAGCUCAACUUGUUCAUGUUUUUACUUGGUCUUGAGACGCCAGUAUAGUUCUAAUGGUCUUUGUAUAAUUUUCGAUGGCUUUUCCAUUGUUUUGUACCUCUCCUGAGAAGUUUGUGAAGAGCGUGACCUCAUUAAAUGUGCUAUGUUUUAUUUGGAUCAGUCACAUAAAAUGUGUCUUUAGAAGUGACUUUGAAGUCGUUUCCAGAAACUUAAACGCAAGUCCAGAGGUUCAGGUUGUCCACACAGAUCAUGGUCUUAGCACCCACACCCAUGCCCCAGCCUUCCCCUUCCCAAGUUCCCGGCCACCACUGGUUUUCUCACGACCGAUGUGGCUGUAGAACGAUCCGAAGGUGCCCCUGGCGUUUCAGGAAAUCGCCUGGUAUUCCCUGACCAACCAUUAUGUUAUUAGGCAAAAAGGUCAGGAAGUAAGAACCCACCUCCUUGAUCACCCCUGACUUGUGGGGCUUCUGCAGAUCUUGAGAAGAGCCGUAGGCAUUUUCUAGUCACAGCGGGUUUUAAUCCGGUGGCCGAGGCGAGAUGUUCCUCUAGACCGACUGCUCCCAGGAGCGGGGGGCCGUUCAAGGUCACGGGGCUUCCCUCCCCAGCGGUGGACAGUGGCGACAGGAGGCUCGGUGGUCUUAACGUGCAAGGCAAGGGACCCUUUAAGAAAGGAUCGCCAGGAAAAAAAAAAAAAGAAAAAAAAGAAAGGAUCACCAUUUAUUUAUAUUUAUUUUCAGUUAACAGGGUGAUCGGGGUUGGUUUUUGCCCCCCUCACCCACCAGGGUAAAGUAACGGAUCUGACAGAAGUGAUCUUGAGGAUCUCGAGUGAACUGAGAAAGCAGUGCAGUGCCACAGAAAGCCCCCCCCGCUGUCUGCUGCCAUCACCUUGUCCCCAGGCCACCUUGUCCCCAGGCGGGGAAGCGGCCCCAGGGCGCGUGCUCCUCAAAACACUGUAUUUUUCUUUUGAGCCUUUACUUAGGGAAAGAUCAGCAGCCUUGGGGGAAGUAAGAGUAGAUUGGUCCUGGGGCCCUGGUACCUCAGGGUAACGGGUGAUUCUCUGCCUCUGAAGGAGACGGGCUCCUUUUGCUCCAGACGGCCAUUGUCCCAGGGAGGGCCGGGCCAUUCAGCUCUGUCGGGCUCUGGUGGUAAUGAUCGCCAGCCCAGUCUCUCCCCGCGCCUGGGACACGACCGACCGGAGAAAGGGGGGGAGGGGGGGAGGGGAGGCUCCCUCUGGGCAGCCCUGGGCUCGGCCCCUGGACACCUGCCCCCUUGAACGUGUCCGGGGGUGGCUCCGUUGACGGGGCCGGAGAGGAGAUAAGGAAACGUUUACCGUCAGGUCUCCAAAGCUCCUGAUCUUUCCUGCGAUUGUAACAAGUCUACUGUCUCUUGUUGUAUUAAUUUGGGGGUGGGGGGUGCUGGCUUCGCCAUGGGCGUGAAGCGGUGUGUGUCUCUAAUUUAACAGAUUUACCGCUUUCUCUGCUAAUUGAGAGAGCAUUAUUUAUUUGUUUUGACAUAAGUGCUUUCAGUGUUUUAUCCUAGCUAAUGGCUUCUUAAAGGUAAUAAAACCCUUCCAACCUAAUUGGUCAGAUAAGACUUUUUUCCUUGUGUGCUUAAAUAAAGCAAUUAGUGAAGCGCUUCUAUCCAAAAUGACUUUUUUUUUUUUUUUGUCCUUUUUUAAAACUAAUUCACUGUUACUGGAAACUUUUUGUACAAUAAAGCAAUCAUGCGGAUUAAAGAGCA